Molecule: messenger RNA, 3160 nt
Organism: Salvelinus namaycush (lake trout)
Lineage: Eukaryota; Metazoa; Chordata; Actinopteri; Salmoniformes; Salmonidae
Product: cactin-like
Exons: 10
Coding region: 225-2864 (879 amino acids)
Biological process (GO): negative regulation of innate immune response; mRNA cis splicing, via spliceosome
Cellular component (GO): spliceosomal complex; cytoplasm
Molecular function (GO): protein binding
Source: RefSeq, a predicted model, not a curated record
AAUAUGCCUGAAAAUGUAAACAACAAAUGCGAACAAAAUCAAUAUGAAAGUUAGUAUGAGAGGGGAUCCCGUCAUGUUUUUUAAGUUAAUAAUUAGGUUUGUAAUUGUCCUAACGAUUCUUCGCCUCAAAUACAUUACAGUUGUGUGCUGCGAACAAAAAUAAUUAUACAGCUCCGAUUUACGCGACGUAGAACGGACCACAACGUUUUGGAAACCCAUUUGCCAUGGGUCCGGAAAAGUAUAAUCGGUCCCGUUCUGGAUCUCGUAGUCGGAACCGAAACAGGUCCAAAAUAAGUAGAUCACGAUCACCCGAAGAGAAAAGAGGCCGGAGUCGGUCCGUGAAUCGGAACCAAAAUCCCCGGAGAAUUGCGCGUUCUGAGAGCGGAAGCUCGGACAGCAGUGGUGGAUCUCCGGGGCGACAAUGGCCCCCUAGCAGAGGCCAUCCCGGGUCGAGAAGCGACUCAGACAGCGACAAGAGACGUAAACUGAAGGGCAAAUCAAAAGACCGAUCCAGCUCUGACUCAGAUGAUCCAAAGGAGAGGAAGGAAAGAGACAAAAAGAAAGGCAGAAGAGAAGACAAAGGAGAGAAGAGGAGGGGCUGGAGCCAGUCCCAGUCUGAUUUAGGGUCCAGUGCAGACUGGAAGAGAGUGAGGGAUGGGGGGAACAUUGACCGGGAGAGGAGAUGGCGGAGGAGUGCAGACAGAGGGAGCAGAAGCCCUAGCAGAGAGGGGGAACAACAGAUCAGGGAGAGGACUAGGGACAGGGAGAGGAUGAAAAGCCGAGAGAGGGACCCAAGCCGAGGUGAGGAGAGUAGUCGAGACAGAGAGAGAAGCAGCCGGAGGAGUGAAAACCGCGGGAGGAGAGAGGGAAGCAGAGAUAGGGACAAAGAUAGGAAAAGACGUCGCUCUGGCUCCUCUGACUCGUCUAAGAGCUCUGGGUCAGAGGGCCGGGCCCGUGGAGGCAGCCCAGGGUCUGGAGAGGCCAGGCCCUCGGUCCGAGAUGAGAAGAAGAACCAGAGAGAGAUGCUGAAGGCCCUGGAGACCCCAGAGGAGAAGAGGGCCAGACGACUGGCCAAGAAGGAGGCCAAGGAGAGGAAGAAGAGGGAGAAGAUGGGCUGGAGUGAGGAGUACAUGGGCUAUACCAAUGCAGACAACCCCUUUGGAGACAACAACCUGCUGGGCACCUUCAAAUGGCAGAAGGCUCUAGACAGGAAGGGCAUUGGCCAUCUGGGUGAGAAGGACCUGAAAGACAGAAACAAACGCAUCCAGGAGGAGAAUCGUAGAGAACUGCAGAAGGUGAAGCAGCUGCGACUGGAGAGGGAGAGAGAGAAGGCCAUGAGAGAGACGGAGCUAGAAAUGCUGCAGAGAGAGAAGGAGGCAGAGCAUUUCAAAACCUGGGCAGAGCAAGAGGAUAACUUCCACCUGCACCAGGCCAAGCUACGGUCUAAGAUCCGUAUCCGUGACGGCCGUGCUAAGCCCAUAGACCUGUUGGCUAAGUACAUCAGUGCUGAGGAUGAUGACCUGGCUGUGGAGAUGCAUGAACCUUACACCUUCCUCAAUGGACUCACCGUCACUGACAUGGACGACCUGCUCGAAGACAUCAAGGUGUACAUGGAGCUGGAGCAGGGCAAGAAUGUGGACUACUGGAGGGACAUGACCACCAUCACAGAGGACGAGAUCAGCAAGCUCCGGAAACUGGAGGCAUCUGGAAAAGGCCCAGGUGACCGUCGUGAUGGCAUUAACACUUCAGUGAGCACCGAUGUUCAGAUAGUGUUUAAGGGAAAGACGUACAGCCAGCUCCAGGCGCUGAACCUCAACAUGGAGACUAAGAUCCGAGCUGGAGGAUCCAACCUGGAUAUAGGCUACUGGGAGAGCCUGAUGCAGCAAGUCAGGGUCUUCAUGGGCCGAGCACGGUUGAGAGAGAGGCACCAGGAUGUGUUGCGUCAGAAGCUGUUCAAGCUGAAACAGGAGCAGGGAGUGGAGAGUGAGCCUCUCUUCCCCAUUAUCAAAGAGGAGCCUGAGGACGAGGAUGUGACUGAGAAAGAAAACCCUCCCUCAAAGGAGCCUGGCGCCGCCUCUUCCUCCCCUUCCGCCAAUCAGAAGAGAGCUACAGAGAAGGAUGACCAAGUGGCAGGCCCAUCCACAGAGAGAGACGGGGAAAAGGAGGGAGAAGAGGGAGAGGAGAAGGGUGAGGUGGUAGAGGCCGUUCUGACCGAGGAGGAUUUGAUCCAGCAGAGCCAGGCAGAGUAUGACUCUGGCCGCUACAGUCCCACCCUGCUGCUGCCCUCAGAGCUACCUCUGGACACACACACCAUCACACCUGAUGAAGACACACACAAACUACACCUCUCACGCAGACAGCUCGCCGUCACAGGUGAUGCCAAUGAGAAUGCGGAGGAUGAGUUUGUGCGUCGCGCCAAACAGGGCAUGGGCGGGGACGAGGCUCAGUUUAGCGUGGAGCUUCCCCUAACGGGCAAGAUGUACCUGUGGGCCGACAAAUACCGUCCCCGGAAACCACGCUUCUUCAACAGGGUCCACACAGGCUUUGAAUGGAACAAAUAUAACCAGACGCAUUACGACUUCGACAACCCUCCGCCUAAGAUCGUCCAGGGCUACAAGUUCAACAUCUUCUACCCGGACCUGAUCAACAAACGUUCCACGCCGCAGUACUUCCUAGAACCCAGUCCUGAGAACAAGGACUUCGGGGUUCUGCGGUUCCACGCGGGCCCGCCGUACGAGGACAUUGCCUUUAAGAUCGUGAACCGCGAGUGGGAGUACUCUCACCGUCAUGGGUUCCGCUGUCAGUUCGCCAACGGGAUUUUCCAGCUGUGGUUCCACUUCAAGAGGUACCGCUACAGGAGAUAGAACCGGCUAACUGACCAACACCAACCCAGACUGGGAACCUCAGACUGCCAGGUUUUAACUAUAGAUAUGGAAUGUUAAUGUACUUUGUAUCUGUUGUCUUAGUGGUAACCUUUCUCUUUGUUAUCACUAUGGCAGCCCAGACCAUUCCGUUGUCACAAAGAAUGGUUUCCAUUUCUGUUUGAUCAGCUACUGCUUUUCAAUGUACAGUUGAAGUCGGAAGUUUACAUACACCUUAGCCAAAUACAUUUAAACUCAGUUUUUCACAAUUCCUGACAUUUAAUCAUCCUCGUAAAAAU